AUGAUUGCAAAAUCCCGAACUGAAGAGGAGCAUGUGCGAGUGUUGAGAAAAUUGUUCCUGAGGUUGAGGAAAUUCCAAUUAAAGCUCAAUCCGUCAAAAUGCACCUUCGGAGCUAGGUCCGAAAAGUUACUCGGCUUCGUAGUCAGUGAGAAAGGAAUAGAAGUCGACCCUGAUAAAGUCAAGGCUAUUCAGGAGCUGUCACCGCCACAAACUCAGAAAGAAGUUCGAGGUUUUCUAGGGAGACUAAACUAUAUCGCACGAUUUAUUUCGCAAUUGACUGAGAAGUGUGACCUCAUAUUCCGUCUUCUUAAAAAGCAUAAUCCUGGGACAACACAAAAGUUGAGGCAAUACAUGUUGUACCAUACAACUUGGCUAAUUUCAAAGUUAGACCCUUUCAAAUACAUGAUGGAAUCAACCGCUUUAAAUGGAAGGAUGGCUCGAUGGCAGAUUCUGCUCUCUGAAUUUGAUAUAGUCUAUGUAAACCAAAAAGUUGUGAAGGGGAGUGCAAUAGCAAACUUCCUAGCCAGUAGAGCUUUGGAGGACUAUAAACCUUUGAAUUCCAGUUUCCCCAAUGAAGAUCUAAUGUAUGUAGCAAUCGCUGAAGAAGACAUGUAUGAAGAUCAUUCUUGGAAAUUAAAUUUUGACGGAGCAUCAAAUGUCGUUGGAAAUGGAGUUGGGACAGUACUGAUAUCCCCAAAUGGAGACCAUUAUCCAUUCACUUGUAAGCUGGAUUUUGACUGCACAAACAACAUGGCAGAAUACGAGGCAUGUAUCAUAGGAAUUCGGGCAGCUAUAGACCGCGAAAUCAAAGUAUUAGAAGUGUAUGGAGAUUCCGCAUUGGUAAUUUAUCAGCUUAAAGGCGAGUGGGAAACGAGAGAUCCCAAAUUGAUCAGUUACCGAAAGUUAAUCCUGGAGUUAAUUGAAGAGUUUGAUGAUAUUACCUUUCAUUACCUCCCGCGAGACGAGAAUCAGAUGGCUGACGCCUUGGCUACACUGGCUUCCAUGAUCAAAAUAAAUAAACAGGAGGAUAUGAAGCUAAUUCAAAUGAGUAUCUGUGAGGCUCCGGCUCACUGCUGUAAUAUCGACGAAGAGGAAGAGAGAGAUGAUCAUCCUUGGUAUCAUGAUAUCUUUCAAUAUGUGAAGAGCCGUGCGUACCCAGAUCAAGCAACCGAAAAUGAUAAAAGAAUAUUGAGGAGGUUAGCCAGUGACUAUGUCUUGGACGGUGAGGUCCUAUAUAAGAAAAGAAAGGAUCAGGUGUUGCUAAGAUGUGUUGACGCUGUUGAGGCAAAGAAAAUUCUACAGGAAGUCCAUGAUGGCAUCUGUGGGACGCAUGCCAAUGGUUUUACAAUGGCUCGACAAAUCAUGAGACUCGAAUAUUACUGGCCCACAAUGGAAGGAGGUUGCAUCAAUUACGCUAAGAAGUGCCAUAAGUGUCAAAUUUAUGGAGACAAGAUCCAUGUCCCUCCUUCACCCCUCCAUGUUAUGACUUCCCCAUGGCCAUUCUCAAUGUGGGGUAUGGAUGUCAUUGGGCCGAUUUCGCCAAAGGCUUCCAACGGACAUCGAUUCAUUUUUGUGGUCAUUGACUACUUUACCAAAUGGGUGGAGGCUGCUUCGUACGUCAAUGUUACAAAGUCGACGGUCAGCAAGUUCCUGAAGAAGGAGAUCGUAUGUCGUUAUGGUAUGCCAGAAAGAAUCGUAUCUAACAACGCAUUGAAUCUGAACAAUAGCGCAAUAGCAGAAGUCUGCAAGAGGAGGCUGAAGGCUAUUCGUCAUGGUCAAAUGUACCAGAGGAGAAUGAUGCGAGCCUACAACAAAAAAGUUCGCCCUAGGGUGUUCCAUGAAGGGGACUUAGUAUUGAAAAAGAUUCUCCCUAUGCAAAAAGAUUUCAGGGGUAAAUGGAUGCCAAAUUGGGAAGGACCCUAUGCGGUAAAAAAGGCUUUCUCUGGAGGGGCAUUGAUACUAGCAGAGAUGGAUGGCAAGAGCUUGUCUAACCCGAUAAAUUUGGAUUCUGUCAAAAGAUAUUUUGCUUGA
Molecule: messenger RNA, 2031 nt
Organism: Gossypium arboreum
Lineage: Eukaryota; Viridiplantae; Streptophyta; Magnoliopsida; Malvales; Malvaceae
Exons: 3
Coding region: 1-2031 (676 amino acids)
Biological process (GO): DNA integration
Molecular function (GO): nucleic acid binding; RNA-DNA hybrid ribonuclease activity
Source: RefSeq, a predicted model, not a curated record